CUUGGAAGUCUUGUUGCCAAGRAGGACGACUACAAUAAGUCUGCUGCCCUGCACUUUACAGGCAUUACAGGCUCAUACGCAACUACACCAGCCUGGGGCAUCAGUACAAUGACCUUCAGUAUUUCAUUAUGGGUGAAGCUGGAUAGUUUCCCCAGUUACUCGUAUYAUUUCUACAGCUAUUGGYAYAAGCCAUACAUCYUUCACAUGGGCGUCUUUACUAAYGRCGCCCUAGUGUUAACUGGUAGAAGAAAAUCAAAUGACAAUGCCGACCUCUUUGKAGUCGUUGGAGGGAAAGUCGUUUUAAACAAAUGGACCCACAUCGUUAAUGUGUGGAACAGAGAGGCCAAACAGGUAACGGGCUAUCAAGAUGGAUUGAAGGUCUAUCAGAAAACUUUAGACACAUCAGAGUUAGAUUUUCCUGUGCCUACUCGUUCUGUGUUCGAUGUUGGUUUUAAGGGAGAUUCUGAUCGUGUCAUGAAGGGAUGGCUGCGAGAACUCCUCGUGUUUGAUCGAGCAUUGACAAAUGAAGAGGCCAACAUCCUUCAAGAUGCAACGUUGUUGGACCCGAGAAUUUGGAUCGGAGCCCCGCAAACCUACCUGAACAUAGCACCAGUCUCUCAGCCAAAGACUAAUUGCUUUUCCGCGAGRGCCUGGGGGACAUAUCAGUGGGAAGAAGUACCAUGUGACCGGGAACUACAGUUUAUCUGCAAAAAACCGGUUUAACUGGUUCACUUGUUGAUUAACGACGUUCGCGGCCAUCGUUUCGUUAUCUUCGCCUUCGGCAAAUAAUUGUUAAUUGUAUAAAUUGCAUGGUGAGAUCAAUUCAUUUGACUGAUAUUUCAUUUAUUAUAAGUAACACGCACRGGAUCCUGGUUUGCACAAAAUUCGUUUUUGAGAACACAUUUAUAUUUUGUCUUUAUUUUGAGGAAGUAGCACUUAAUAGCUAGUGACUAACAAAGUUGUGGCAAUCGUUCCAUGAUUGAAUUGGAAUUUAGAAGUUAGUUUUUAUAGAGGGAGUAAAGAAAAAACGGAUACCACGGAGAGAAUCCAUUGAAUCACUACAGGACGAGAGUCCACAAGUCCGGGAAUCAAACCCGAGUCGCAAUGGUGAGAUGCAAGUGCAAUAGUUUUGUGAAAAAUGGACUAAACUGAACUGAAUUAUUGUGAA
Actinia tenebrosa (Australian red waratah sea anemone) is the source of this 1168-nucleotide messenger RNA. RefSeq lists its product as uncharacterized. The record is from RefSeq and is a predicted model, not a curated record. NCBI's taxonomy places the organism in Eukaryota, Metazoa, Cnidaria, Anthozoa, Actiniaria, Actiniidae.